Messenger RNA from Gavia stellata (red-throated loon), 662 nucleotides. It is a transcript of the gene HOXB7, whose product is annotated as homeobox B7. Lineage: Eukaryota; Metazoa; Chordata; Aves; Gaviiformes; Gaviidae. Gene Ontology annotation, biological process: regulation of transcription by RNA polymerase II. The transcript is spliced from 2 exons. The coding region runs from base 1 to 654 and encodes 217 amino acids. Gene Ontology annotation, cellular component: nucleus. Gene Ontology annotation, molecular function: RNA polymerase II transcription regulatory region sequence-specific DNA binding; DNA-binding transcription factor activity, RNA polymerase II-specific. The record is from RefSeq and is a predicted model, not a curated record.
AUGAGUUCAUUGUAUUAUGCGAAUGCUUUAUUUUCUAAAUAUCAAGCCGCAAGUUCGGUUUUCCCAUCCGGAGUCUUUCCCGAGCAAACUUCUUGCGCUUUCGCCUCCAACACCCAGCGAGCGGGGUAUGGGGCCGGAUCCACGCCUCCCUUCGCCGCCUCCAUGCCCGGGCUCUACUCCAGUGGCAGCGCCGUGCACCCCCAGCCCCCCAGCAUGUAUUCCUCCGGGUACGGCCUGGAGCCCGGCUCCUUCAACAUGCACUGUUCCCCUUUCGAGCAAAACCUCUCCAUGAUGUGCCCGGGAGAUGCUUCCAAGCAGAAUUGCAGCAAAACGGACCAGAGGGACUCAGAUUUGCAAAGCGACAGUAACUUCCGUAUCUACCCCUGGAUGAGGAGCACAGGCACGGACAGAAAACGCGGCCGCCAGACCUACACCAGGUACCAGACCCUGGAGCUGGAGAAGGAGUUCCACUACAACCGCUACCUGACGCGGAGGAGACGCAUCGAGAUCGCCCACGCCCUGUGUCUCACGGAGAGACAGAUCAAGAUCUGGUUCCAGAACAGGCGCAUGAAGUGGAAAAAAGAAAAUAAAACUGCCUGCUCCGGCUCCAGCAGCCAGGAAAAACAGGACGCGGAGGACGACGAGGAGGAGUGAAAGGGGCG